GUGAGCGACGCGGACGGUGGCAGCGGAGGCGGUUCGGCAGGAGGCUGUGCGUCCGCAAGCGACGACGCGGGAUCGGCAUGGAAGUGAAGGAUGCCAAUUCUGCACUGCUCAGUAACUACGAGGUGUUCCAGUUACUGACUGAUCUGAAAGAGCAACGGAAGGAAAGUGGAAAGAACAAACACAGUUCUGGGCAACAGAACUUGAAUACUAUCACCUAUGAAACAUUAAAAUAUAUAUCAAAAACACCAUGCAGGCACCAGAGUCCUGAAAUUGUUAGAGAAUUUCUCACAGCAAUGAAAAGCCACAAGUUGACCAAAGCUGAAAAGCUUCAGCUGUUGAAUCACAGGCCUAUGACUGCUGUUGAGAUCCAGCUGAUGGUGGAGGAGAGUGAAGAGCGGCUCACGGAGGAGCAGAUCGAGGCUCUUCUCCACACCGUGACCAGCGUUCUGCCCGCGGGGCCGGAGGCCGAGCGGAAGAGGAACCCGGACGACGUGGCGGGGGAUGACGAGGACGCCGCGUAGAGGGGCUCGGCCGGCCUGGCCGCCUCAAGACCCUGAGAAGUCAGCAGCCGGUUCCCGGCCUCCCAGAGACUUGCUCAGGGUUUCACCCUCCGUCCCAGCCG
Messenger RNA from Lontra canadensis (Northern American river otter), 622 nucleotides. It is a transcript of the gene CRCP, whose product is annotated as CGRP receptor component. Bases 78 to 521 code for a protein of 147 amino acids. NCBI's taxonomy places the organism in Eukaryota, Metazoa, Chordata, Mammalia, Carnivora, Mustelidae. The transcript has 6 exons. Gene Ontology annotation, cellular component: RNA polymerase III complex. Gene Ontology annotation, biological process: transcription initiation at RNA polymerase III promoter. The record is from RefSeq and is a predicted model, not a curated record. Gene Ontology annotation, molecular function: nucleotide binding.